Molecule: messenger RNA, 1359 nt
Organism: Centruroides sculpturatus (bark scorpion)
Lineage: Eukaryota; Metazoa; Arthropoda; Arachnida; Scorpiones; Buthidae
Exons: 1
Coding region: 169-1230 (353 amino acids)
Source: RefSeq, a predicted model, not a curated record
AAAAUGUAAAAUAUUAGUGAGUCCGCCAGGUGGCGAUCGUUGCUUAUGCAUCAUGGGAACGGUACCUGAGCGCUCACUUUGGUUGUAACCUCGAGACAAUAAACAUAACAUGGCGCAGUCGACAAAUGUUUAGAGAAAGACGAAAGAUUCUCCCGUACUGGAUUCAACAUGUCCACGUUUCAAAAUCUUCCUCCUCCAAAACCGAUGUUGGUAGAAGGUGACUUAGGAGCGAAUUGGAAGAAAUUUAAGAAAAGUUACCUACUUUAUUCGACGGCGACCGAACUCACGACGAAGAACAAUGAAACUCAAGCCGCCAUCUUGCUCCAUUGUUUGGGAGAAGAAGCACUAGAAAUUUUUGAAACAUUAGAACUUAGUGAGGAAGAAGCGAAACAGCCCAAUGUAAUUCUAGAAAAACUCGAGUUGUAUUUUAUUCCGAAAAGCAACCAAAGUGUUGAGAGUCACAAGUUCAACACUCGUGUGCAAGGACCGAGCGAAGUCUUUGACGAUUUUUUAGCAGACUUACGUAAGCUAUCGAUAAAUUGUGAAUUUGGGAAUUUACGAGAUCGAUUAUUAAGAGAUAGAAUUGUGAGUGGUAUUCGUGAUCAGAAGGUAAAAGAACGUCUACUGCGAGAAACGGAGCUAUCAUUAACAAAGGCAAUCGACAUAUGCAGAGCCGCCGAACAGACAGAGAGUCACAUUAAACUCUUGUUGAAUCAACCAAAGAAUAUAGAAGUCAACGUGAUAAAAGGAAAAUCAAGAGAACGUCUCAAUGAAUCACGUGAUCAGGAAAAUAGGUCGCGUGCAGAAACAAAGAACCAUCGAACACAGAACAAUUGUCGUGCAUAUCAAAGACCGGAAAAUAAGUUCCAAGGAAGACAACGGAAUUGCGGGAGAUGUGGUUACAGACAUAAUCAACCGAACUGUCCGGCAAUGGGCAAACAGUGUAAUAAAUGCAAGGAAUACAAUCAUUUUGCAAAAGUGUGUCGAAAUAACAUGAUAAAUGUACUGGAAAUGGCGCCAGAGAGUACAAACGACUAUGUAUUGGCUUCACUGGAAAGCAGAGGUAAGAACCUUGAUCUAGACUGGUCAGAGACUUUAAGAAUUUUAGAUUGUGAUAAAAGUGUUAGUUUUAAGAUAGAUACUGGUGCACAUGUUAAUGUAAUCCCUGCAUAUAUUUUUGAGACUCUUAAUCUAAGAAGACUGCUAAAGAAAACGAAUAUUACAAUUUAAAAUUACGGUGGAAAUAGAUUAAAGGUGCUAGGAGCGUGUGAUUUAACAGUACGAACUAAGGAUAAAGUUAAGGAACUUUUGAAUUUUAUAAUAGUCAAGACAACUGACCAAGCAGCACCUAUUUUAGGA